Molecule: messenger RNA, 2640 nt
Organism: Pectinophora gossypiella (pink bollworm)
Lineage: Eukaryota; Metazoa; Arthropoda; Insecta; Lepidoptera; Gelechiidae
Gene: dy
Exons: 4
Coding region: 196-1893 (565 amino acids)
Source: RefSeq, a predicted model, not a curated record
CAGGCGGCGAGCGCACUAUCCACUUGUCACUUGCCAACUGCCGCGCGCGCACCGACGCGUUCGAUUUUCAAACCGCCGCGCACGUGGGACCGAUACGAAAACUGUGGACAUUUUUGUGCGAACUGUGUAAUAAAUAGUGUGCUUGCUGGACCGUUGAGUUUUUUAUUGUUUUGGCUGGAAGAUUUAACGUUAAGGAUGCGGCUGAGGCGCGGGUUGGCUAUAGGCGUCCUACUCAUAUUACACAUGAGCGGGACACUUAGUGAUCAAUCAUCGAACGAGGGUGGCGGAGGCGGCGCGGGCGCAGAUACCAACAGCGCGGCGGAACCCAAUGCUGACCAAUUGGCUAUGGAGUCUUCCGAGAGGGAGACGCCAACUGACGCGUAUAACGGUCCUCCACCACCGGUCCCACCCCCGCAUAACAGAAGGCAGAACCCACCGCAUCAUCAGGCACAUCAUCCGUUAGGUAUGCCAAGGAUCCCCAACCACCACCCGGUUCAUUCCAAGCCCUUCGCUCUGGGACCUCCAGUCAGCCACCACAAGAAUGACAUCGGUCCUGGCUUCAGAGGACCACCUCCGCAACAAGCUCCUCCCACCGAUGUCCAGACUUCAGCCAGCGACAAAGUCUUCAGCACAGCUGGAGACGUUUGGCCCGCACCAGCACCUGACAUGCCCAAAAUCGUAUCUCUAGAUGUCAAGUGUGAAAAGAACGCCAUGAGAGUAUUCCUCAGUUUUGACAAACCCUUCUUCGGUAUCGUGUUCUCCAAAGGACACUACUCUAAUCAUCAAUGUGUCCAUUUACCUCCUAAUCUAGGAAGAACACAAGCGUCGUUUGAAAUCGGUGCCCAUGCUUGUGGAACCGCUGGCAGCGGGGACCCGAGGUAUAGAGGAGACGUCGCAGCCGCCGGAACUUACUUUGAAAAUGUCAUCGUGAUCCAAUAUGAUCCUCAAGUGCAGGAAGUUUGGGAUCAAGCAAGGAAACUGAGAUGUACAUGGCACGAUCAGUACGAAAAGGCUGUCACUUUCAGACCAUUCCCCGUCGAUAUGCUAGACGUAGUCCGAGCUGACUUUGCUGGUGAUAACGUUGGGUGCUGGAUGCAGAUACAAGUGGGCAAAGGCCCUUGGGCGUCAGAAGUAUCUGGCUUGGUGAAGAUUGGACAGACAAUGACUAUGGUUUUAGCAAUCAAAGACGACGAUGCAAAAUUCGACAUGUUGGUCAGGGAUUGUGUUGCUCACGACGGUCAACGCGCACCUAUACAAUUAGUCGAUAGGCGAGGCUGCGUAACCAGACCGAAACUAAUGUCACGAUUCACCAAGAUCAAGAACUUUGGGGCAAGCGCAUCUGUUCUUUCAUACGCGCACUUCCAAGCGUUUAAGUUCCCUGAUUCUAUGGAGGUUCACUUCCAGUGUACCAUUCAAAUUUGCAGAUACCGUUGCCCUGACCAAUGUUCUGAUGGCCAUAACGUCAUUGCUCCUCAUGCCGAAUAUGGACCUCCUCAGAUUGAUUCUUAUCCUGUCGGUGCCGAAGCAAGACGCGACGAGCGGCGAGUGAGAAGGCAACGCCGAGCGACGACUCCUGAGAAGGAAGUUGGAGUAAACAGAGUUAUUCGCGUAGUAUCCGCUGGAGAUCUAAACAUGGAUACUGCUGAAGAGAGCGCUCCUACUAAGAUUGUCCCAACUCCUGGUCUAGUCUGUAUGACAACUCCUGGCUUCGCAGCAACUUUGGGUGCUCUUCUUGCCACGCUGAUUUGUUCCUGUGCUGUUUCUAUUGUGCUUUUCUUGAAGUUAAGACCCAUCACGACCCUGAAGAAGAAAACGGCGGCAGUGACGACGAUACCUCGGCCGCAUCCGCCUCCCACCGCCCAUAUAAUCUCAAAGAGUCGGUUCUACUCGUAACAGCAUCUGUGUAACUUAAUUUUGUACAUAUUAGUGUGAUGUGACUGAAGUAUGUAGACCAUGCCAAUUAUUUAUUUGUGUGUUAAUAAGUGCUCAAUCAGGUUAUAAAUCCCGUGGAUUUCUAAUUUAUAUAUUCUCAUGUUAUUUAGUCUAACAAAAUCCCGUGAAGACGCUUCAGUUAAAUCGUAUUGUUUCCUAUUCAUAUUGGACUUCUUGCUUUUGAAAAGUUAUCUAAACGUCGAUUGAAAUUGUCAUGUUUGGUGUUGCAGUAAAGAACGAUGCAGCCAUAAAACGUGUUGAAGAACUAGUAGACAUGUAACAAACACAAACUUAGUAGGUAUUAAAUAUAAUAAGUACAAUCUUCUGUUACCUCUUUUCGAAUGCAAACUUCGGAAUAGGGGCAACAGAAAAUACAAAUACGUGGUAUAUCAACAUUUAGGUGAACCGCUAGUUAUAAUUUAAAAUAACUUGUCAUUAGUAUUAAUAUUAUUUAUUUUAGUUAAGUUAUCGAUGUAGUCACUGCUACGUGUAAUUUAUUUAUUUAUACCACCUGAGUACCUCUUAACUUUUCUCUGUUUUUAUUUAUUAGUUGAUUUCCUUCGCAUUUAUAAAAAGAAAGUUUAUUGAGCGUUACAGAACGUUAUAUUGUUAUAACUUAAACUUUAUCGAUGUUAAAUCAUACUGCAUUGUUAAGCUUGAGCCAUUUUUGUUAUCUACUGAAUCUUUGAAUCAAUGUUGUGAUUUGAA